Messenger RNA from Acanthopagrus latus (yellowfin seabream), 4907 nucleotides. It is a transcript of the gene adm2a, whose product is annotated as adrenomedullin 2a. Lineage: Eukaryota; Metazoa; Chordata; Actinopteri; Spariformes; Sparidae. The record is from RefSeq and is a predicted model, not a curated record. Bases 665 to 1171 code for a protein of 168 amino acids. The transcript is spliced from 3 exons. Gene Ontology annotation, cellular component: extracellular region. Gene Ontology annotation, molecular function: hormone activity. Gene Ontology annotation, biological process: adenylate cyclase-activating G protein-coupled receptor signaling pathway; regulation of systemic arterial blood pressure; positive regulation of heart rate.
UGUAAUACUCAGACUUUCAAGGCUUAUUUUAUAGUAAACCUGGCACCCUCUUGGGUUUAUAUCAGUAACCUGAUAUGGAGCUUGCAGCUGUUAUGUGAAUUUAUAGUUCAUUCAUAUCCUAAAGAAUACCAAAUCAAUAGUCAUUCAGUUGCCAUAAAGCACGUACAAGCAAGAGUGUUUCCUGCAGGAUUUUUUUUUCUUUUUAUGGUUUCCAGUCACAUCAGCAUGUAAGUUUCCCAGCCUGGUGAUGUGACAGCACCUUUGCCUCCGGAGUUGCCCACCUUCACGAGUCAGCCGUGGAACUCCGCCCACUCUUACUCACUAUUUAAAUCCACAAUGUCAGCAGGCGCUCAGCUUCACACUGGAAAACUUGAUCUUGACCAGCAACACGUUUGGAUCCAUGGGAGGGAAAAAAACAACCCGUGCUUACAACUAAAGACAGAUCCUGAGCUGGGAAAUUAGCAAGGAGCUUUCAUCUCCACUGCCAAGUUUGGAUAUAAAAGAAAAAAAAACCCAGCAUCAACCCUUUUCUGGAUCAUCUUCCACUUUAUCAUUAUUAUCAUUUUUUUUUUCUCCCACUCUUGGGAUUUCAACUUCGCCCCGUCCGUGUGGUCGCCCCCCCUCUUUUCCAGAGAGGGUGCGAAGUGAAAAAGUUGGCCCGGAGAUGCGGUCCCUUCUCCCGCUUACUGUGUAUUGCAUCAGCCUGGUUUCCCUCCAGCAGCUGCUGGCACUGCCGGCAGAGGAGCGUCCCGACAGGAACAGGUUGGACCUCCUCCACAAUCUUGAUGACCAGAGAGGGGAUAGAGCCUCAGCGUCAGGAAGCCAGACCCACAUCACUGUCCCAUCGCCAGUCCCCAGCCAAUCCCCAAAAUGGCUGCCUGGUUUUAUGAGACACCAGCCGGCUUCAGGAGUGAGGACAGCCUCGGCAAGCCUGGCAUGGGCACGACCUGCUGAGGCUUCACAGAUCGAGAAGAGGGCACUGAGAGCUCGUCGCCAUGCCCACUCAGGAUCACGAGGUGGCCACCACCAUGCCCAGCUGAUGAGAGUGGGCUGCGUCUUGGGAACAUGCCAAGUGCAGAACCUCAGCCAUCGGCUCUAUCAGCUCAUUGGUCAGAGUGGCAGAGAAGACUCAUCCCCCAUCAACCCCAGAAGCCCCCAUAGUUAUGGAUGAGUCGGUUUAUACCCCCAAAUCCCACAGCAAGUCUAUCUAUAUAUUCUUUUAUUUAUCUCUUUAUGUGCUAGUGGUAGCUGUUGCAUUAGAGUUGAUGUAGUCCAUUUGUUAUCGAUCUCAAAAUGACAAUUAUACUCCUCUUAAAUUGACUGUUGUGCGUCUCUUUAUACUCACUGAUGGAUUUGAGGAUUCAAAUCAUUUUUCAACUGAUUGAAUCUUCUUCAGUACCCCUCGUUUGAGUUCUCCAUCCUGAGAACGCAUUUUUGAAGGAAGUUCAAGUCUCGUCAAAGUCUUUUUGGUUCUCCCUCCUGAAUGCCAAAAGAAGCCAAGAGGCCUCAGUUUGACGUCCUAAUCCUGUUAAUGUAAGAAUGAAGGCUUGUCCUCAACACCAUUCAAUGGCCUGGCCCCGUCAGCCAACUGACCCCCCCCCACCUCCUCCAGAGGUGGUUAUCCCGUGGCUCAUUGAUCAAACACUUAAGCCCUUAAUGUGGAUUUCAAUGUGCACUCAGAGCCGGAAUCCUGUCAAAACCAAUGUAUUCCCAAAGACAGCGAAAAACGACCCAAUGAACCCUUUCACCUCUUUUUUGUUGCCCCCCUUUUGUCAAGUUUGGAACUCCCAGGUCGUUCCACAACUGCACAUAUAAUUUCAAUACAAACAUCCCUGGAGCAGUCCACAAGCUUUCCAUUGAACUGGGAAUUCAUCACACAGCGGGACUUUGUGUUUCAGGACCACAGUUUACAUGAGAACCCAGCCGCAGCAUCUUGGGUUACACCCGAGUUUAAGAACACUCUGGGUCAGGACUCUACUACAUAAACUCUACGCUGAAAAUGAAAAAGAAGAGGGGUCAGCAUCCAGUGACUUGGAAGGAAUCUACACAGAAACUGACCUCCCAAAGGAUCAGUUUCAAUGUUGCAUUAUAGUGGCCAAGACAGUAGGUGGCAAAGUGAACCUUAGAGCCAUGAAUCAGGGCUCCGGCGCACUGCUGCUGGCAUUUUCCCCACGGGAGGCCAAGUCUGAAAUAUUAGCCCUUUCACGUGAUUCAUGAGUUCCCCUUGCAAGUCAGGACUCUGGGUGACAGCAGUUUAAUAAACCUGACCUAAUCACUUCAGUCAUAUGUCCCGCCUCAGCAGGGGAGUGGGGCCCUGAGCCUCCCAUGAUCUGCACAUUCAACACUAAUAAAGUGCAAGGCAUGUGGCAUCUACACAUAUACACAGAUGGAGUCUUGCUGAUAUUAAGGGGUUGGUUCACCAAAAAUACAAAGAAAAACCCAACAAUCUACCCUUAUUUCUGCGGCAUAUUUGGGGAAAAAAAAGAAAAGUUUUCUUGUUCUGUGAGGAGCACAGUCAAACGUCCAUUCACCUUCCUGUAGAAAUCUCAGACACAUAUCUUGGGCAAAUAAAACCAAAAGCAACUUUGCUCAGGUAAGCCAGGAAAUGGGGUGGGUUCUUAUGCAAUUUUGUUUGACCAACCCUUUAAAUGGUUUUGUGCCAGAAACAAAACAAAUCGGCUUUUUUUUUUUUUUUUUUUUUUUUUAAACAAAAUAAUCACACUGCUGAUGCUUUAUAGCAAGGGGUUAAUCUAGUAAAGUUGAGUGAUACAUUUUAAUUUCAAUUUAUUGUGAAAAUAAUCAGCAGAUACAUCGAUAAUGGAAAUAGCAGCCCUAUUCGAAAAAAGCCCUUUUAUAUAGAGAAAUUAGCAUUGUCUUGGAGUGUUCUUGCUCCCUUGUUUUGGGGCAUCAUCUUAUACGAUUAAGAAACAAUAAAAGUUUUUUUUUUUUUUUUUACCCAUACUUCACAUGUUUGAAGGUCAUUAUGGGGCUCUCAAUUCACCGGUAAAAAUCAAAAUCUGCUUAUUAAAUACCUGAGAUAAAGUGACGAACGGUAAUUUUGAGGAAGAAUGAAUGAAUACAGGUCAACUAUUUUCUGUAGGCAAUGCUUGCCAACACAUUAUAGCAUAAACAUGAUUCUGUUGCCGGCAGCAGCACCCUUGUUGUUCGCAUGUGGUAUGUUAAAAUGGGUUUAAGUUAGUCCUGAGAUGACGGCUUAAAGCUCGACUGUUACAUUGCGGGUUUUCUAAUGAGAGACCACAGUGACCAAAAUGUUUGGUGUAAGAGUGCCCAUAUUCAAAUAUGUACUGGAAGCCUUAGUGGCAAAUCAAAAAUACAUGCCCCGAUGUUUCCUUCUCUCUAAAUAUGUCUGUCCCUGAAAUGGUGGGCGGAUGAUGGACUGAGAAUAACUGAGGUCAAGUCCUGCUCAACGAGCCUUAAACUAAAAAAAAUGCAACUGUUGCUAUAAAACACAAUUAUACUACAUAUUAUUUACAUACUUCAACACUUCUAUUUCGAGACUUUACUAUAUGGUAGCCUGAUCUUAGCUUGCAGAGAGUGGGUGUGUGUGAUAGUAGGAAUACAGUUUUCUGCUUUAUGUGCACAGUCAUUUAGAUGAAUUGUACAAUCAGAGCAGUGUUGUAGCCUUUCUUAUAUUGCAUUUCAUUUUACAAAUAUGAAAGUUUGGUAUUCCUAUGAGCCUGAUAGUUUAUGUUCACCAAAUACCUGGCAAUACUUGACAAAUCAAAUGACUUUACAGGGUGAUCUGCAUCAUAUAAUAAUGUUUCCUUUCAUAUCUCAGUCUGUGUUGUGUUGAUUUUACUCUGUGUCUCUAUUGUUUCUAAUCAACAGUUUCUUUUUAUAUUCAGACUUUCAGCCCCAUCCUGGCUCUCUUCUCUCUUCUGUCUGUAAUCAUGGGGGCCUUGAGGUCAAAGGAUAAUAAUCAGUGGUUCUUUAGUCUUGAAUCUAAUCUGUUCAAAGGCUUGCUGAGGUGAAACAUGCCAUUCUCUCCGCUGUAAUAGAGCUAAUCAGUGUCUCGUGACGGAUCAUUAAAAGGCUUUUCAAACGCUCUGAAACCCGGGUGGAUCUCUCUGCUUUAUAAAAUGUACUAAGUCACCCACACACGCAGAAGGUUUGUGCGUAUGUGUUUGAGCCGCUGUGCGUAGCCUAACAGGACACUUAUCUCCUAUGUUUGAUCUGUGGUCUGGACCAUUGUGCUCCCACUCUUUUUUUUUUGUUUUUUUUUGCGCAGUUUGUUUUUGUGACGUCAAGACGUGGCGUCACGUCAAGUUCUGUGAGCAAACUGCGCACGACCGCUAAUACCUCCCCAUAGAAACAUCUAGAGCUUUCAUGGCAUUCUCUUGCAAUGAGGAAUGAGAGCAGACUUAACGUAUGAAAUGUUUCUGUUAGUUGUGUACGAUAGAGUGGAUGCAGGUAGAUCUCAUUAGGUUUAUUUAUGCCGAUUUUUUUUUUUUUUCCAUUUGAACGUCACAUGAUCUCCUUUAGGGUCACCGGAAAGCACUUUAACACAAACACACGUAUUGAUAGUUUCGUGAAUUUCACUCAUUAUGAUGAACUUGUGAAAAAUUAGAUGAGGUUUGUCUUUUAAAUGUUGCAUUUGAGAUUGUCUUUGAAGAUGUCAGUGCACUCCAUGUGGCGUCAGGAUGUCUGUGAACGUCGUGUGCACCUGUGAAUAAAUAUAUAUAUAUUUAGCCAAACUAUUUAAAGAAAGUUAUGUAUUUAAGUUAUCUUUGUAUGUUAAUUUCUGUAUGUCACCAAAGACUAUUUAUCUCAUCUUUUCCACUGUUCCUCCAACAUGACCUCAAGGUCAGAAAGGAGGUCUUAACUGUAGAUUAAAUGUUACUGUUUGAUAAUGUCAUUCCCUCUGUAAAAUAAAGAACUAUACUGUA